Molecule: messenger RNA, 1493 nt
Organism: Gadus morhua (Atlantic cod)
Lineage: Eukaryota; Metazoa; Chordata; Actinopteri; Gadiformes; Gadidae
Exons: 5
Coding region: 183-1277 (364 amino acids)
Source: RefSeq, a predicted model, not a curated record
UCCCCCCUCGGCAGAAGUAAGGGGAUGAUUUAUUUUCUGAGUGACAGACAGCAUCGAACGUUCUCGGGCGUUGAACGUUCUGGAAGAGUUGACAAUUAUUUUCAUCCGUGGACAAGUUAACUUUUCGCCAGGAGACACCAAGUUAACAACAACAAGUUAGCUUUUCAAUUUGAAAAGAAAUCAUGAAUCCCGUCAGCUUCUUCCCCGGAAAGAUGACGGUGACAUUUAGGAGGGGACCAUCGGGUCAUCUGCGGCAGGACCCAUCCUCUGAGGCCAUGAGGAUAAAACAUAAUCCUGGGCUUCAGGUCAAUAGUCCCGCUGAGAAACCUGAGCUAGUGAAGACCAGCGCUCGCACUGUGGUCAUCCAGCGAGGAGGGGAUGUGUCGGACCGACAGGAGGUGAUGGGAGAGUACCUGCUGCAGUUUGGCAAGUACCAGGGAAAAUCGUUCAAGUGGCUCCUCGAGAACGAUGUUGGCUACACCAUCUACCUGAUGAAAAAGGUAGACGAUGAGGAGAGAGCCGGGACCUUCAACCCACAGGGACACAGUAAGGACAGCCUGCUGUCUUUUCUGGACUAUGCCAGGAGCUUCCAGGAAAUACAGGACCUGAGGAACUACCUGAUCUCCAGGAACCCUGCUGAACCUGUGGCGUCAGAGGGGGACAAUAUUGUCGGCUUUGGUCGCAGGGCCAAAACCACCUGGAGGCAGAUCUGGGAGAGCAGGGCGGAUGGUUAUGCUGCCUACAUCUCACGCCAAAAGUGCAUCAAAAACAGCAAGAUGUACAACCUGCAGCAGUACAUCCUCAAGCAGGAAAGGGCUGAAUCCUGUCCAACACCUGCAGAAGGCUCCACUACAUCUACUGCCUCCAUCCCAACAUCAGGCACUCUAGAAGGCUCCACCACAUCUACUGCCUCCACCACAUCUACUGCCUCCACCCCAACAGCAGGCACUCUAGUGAUGGAGGAGGACGAGGAACUGGAGAGACAGAUGUUGAACCUGUCUCCAUCUUUAUUUGACACCGGAGUAAGCAGGUGGAUCAUCAAGGGUGAAACCGUAACUCUUCCGGUACUUGAUCAAAUGUCCCCGGUGCUUUCAGGCCCACCAGCAGCAGUCCAGGGAAGAGCAGCUGUGGAUCCAACGAAAGGAAUUAACAUGCCGUCGAAGAUGGUAAGUGUUUUGUGUUAUAUGCAUGCUUCAUUUAAGCUGUCGUUCAAGGAUUUGGCGUGUGAAAUACCACAGAGGCUUAGAUACAGGUUCACAUGCCACAUCUUUGAUUGACCAGUGAUAUUCUUACUAUAUACUUAUAUUGCUUCUGUGCUUUACCUGUUCUCAGAUGCUUAAACGAUUUGUGUUAUUACAUUUCAAAUACACAACAAUUCAAAAUUGAAUGAAAAAUGUUUAGUCUGUGCUACCAGUUAGCUGCAAAGACAACAGGUAAAGUCAGAUUGCAAAGCAUAAGAAACUUAAAUGUGUGAGGAAAAUGACACUGAUUGU